Carassius gibelio (silver crucian carp) is the source of this 1472-nucleotide messenger RNA. RefSeq names its product solute carrier organic anion transporter family member 1C1-like. Gene Ontology annotation, cellular component: membrane. Gene Ontology annotation, biological process: sodium-independent organic anion transport; transmembrane transport. Lineage: Eukaryota; Metazoa; Chordata; Actinopteri; Cypriniformes; Cyprinidae. Bases 1 to 1371 code for a protein of 456 amino acids. The record is from RefSeq and is a predicted model, not a curated record. Gene Ontology annotation, molecular function: protein binding. The transcript has 9 exons.
AUGGUACGCAGUGGCUUAGAAGGCAAUGCCGGAGCCUUCAAGGACGAUGUCCACCAGGGGACAGAUAGCUCACAAACGUCUGCUCAAUCUGGGGCAUCACCCUGUAGCCAUGCUCACUCAACCCCACCAAGUUGGCAUAAUAACGUGGCAGGGUUGAAGAGGUGGGCCGACUACCUUGACAUCUUGCCUGAAGACAAGGAAGACAAGUGGAGCAUUGAGCCCUCUCCCUGGGGGCAAGAAACCUCUCCCAGGAUCUGGUGGGUCCAGUGCCAUCACGAGAGCAGCCGCCACUCCGCUUCAAGGAACGCUGAUUUUUGGCCAUCUAUAAAGCAUCUGUUCACCAGUGGGAUCUAUAUCCUGCACCUGAUUUGCAGUGUUUUGGCAUUCAAUGCCUUUGUCAUUUCUAUAACUUACACACCAAAGUAUUUGGAGCAGCAGUUUGGACAAAGCGCAUCAAAGACCAAUUUUCUCAUAGGAGUGAUGUCUAUUCCACCACUGGUUCUGGGUAUGUUCCUCAGUGGCUGGAUAAUGAAGAGGUUUAAACUAGGUCUGCUGGGAUCUGCAAGACUGAUGUUUUUCACCUCUGUAACCUCAUUGGUUUGCAUAAUACCUUACUUUGCUCUCAGCUGUGAAAACAUAGAUGUCGCUGGGAUCACGGUGCCAUAUCAAAGAACUUUUGAAGUUCAAGAUGUAAGCCAUGAUUUACUUACUUCUUGCAAUGCUGGGUGUCCUGACUUCCUAUGGGAUCCAGUGUGUGGACAGAACGGAGUGACCUACAUCUCUCCUUGUCAUGCUGGCUGCAAUUCCACUCUGGGUACAAGACAGAAUAUGACAUUCCAUGGCUGUACAUGUAUCCAGAGCUGGGGACUGACUUCUGGGAAUUCCUCUGCAGUGCUUGGACAGUGUUCGCGAGAGAGUAGCUGCACUAAAAUGUUCUACAUCUAUCUGGCACUGCAGUCUCUCGCCUUCUUUGUUUACUGUCUGGGCACAGUUCCUUUCUUCCUCAUCUCAUUGAGGAUUGUGGAUCCUAUGCUGAAGUCUCUCUCAAUGGGAAUAUUUCUGUUAGUUUUAAGAGUCUUCGGUGGCAUUCCUGCUCCCAUUUGCUUUGGAGCUCUUAUUGACACAACCUGUCUGAAAUGGGGCCAAAAUAAAAGCGGUGAAAGAGGUGCAUGCAGAAUGUAUGACAUUGAAACUUUCAGGUACCUAUUUCUGGGACUGGUGAGCUCUCUUCAGGCAUUUAGCUAUACCCUUUUAUGGAUUUUCACCACACAGAUUAAGAAGAAAGUACAGUACGAUGAGAAAAUGUCCAAGGACAUAGAACUCCAAUACCCUAUGCUACGUGAUCCAGAACAGGAAAAUAAUAUAAAAUAAUGUUCUGCGAUGUCGUUGUUUUAUUUUUAUUUUUAUUAUUGAUUUAUUGUUCCUGGGUCAUUUUCAAAAUAUGAUGACAAACACUUUUAUUAUUUUAUAUC